Drosophila melanogaster (fruit fly) is the source of this 1057-nucleotide messenger RNA. It is a transcript of the gene bug, whose product is annotated as bunker gear. The record is from RefSeq and is marked reviewed. NCBI's taxonomy places the organism in Eukaryota, Metazoa, Arthropoda, Insecta, Diptera, Drosophilidae. Bases 72 to 959 code for a protein of 295 amino acids. The transcript is spliced from 2 exons.
GAAGUUUCCAGGUAUUUCACGAGUGCCAUAUAACAGCCAACUAUUUCAACAGCUGUCCAACCAACGAUAUAAUGAACCAAAAUCUCUUGUUUGUAUUUUUGCUCUGCGCCGCGCAGGGCCAGGCGGAACUCUCCGGAUUACUAAGUGCCCUCCAGUAUUUCGGGCUCUUCUCAAAUUUGACGGUGUAUUCCCUGGGAGUUUCGCGGGGCCAGUGCCAUUAUAGCUUCGAAACCUUGCUGAAGGAGCGACACACAUGUGCCCCGGAUGACGAGCACAUCAUGCACCUAAACCAGCUGCCUCCGGUUCGAAAGCCACCUAUUAUGAUGAAGUGCCUGCAGCGGGAUAUCGAGAAUGAGACAGCAUCCGAGCCGGAACUGCUGAUAAUGCGCAGUGCCAAGGAUAUAGUGAAUCUGCUUAAGCCCAUGGGCAAUGCCACCAAGCGCCACGAGCCGGGCAACUGUGUACUUGUCCAUUUCUGCACCGCAUCCAGCUUGGAGUGCGCUCGUGUGGCUUCGAUGGUCAACGUGCUGCCCCAUUACUUUCCCACGCUACCCAUCGCCUAUGUGGAUGCCUAUGAGUUUGGUCGUUUCAAUGCAGAAUUCGGCAUCGUUUCGCUGCCCACACUGAUGCUAUUCCACCAGGGCAGGCCGCUAAUCAAAUUCGAGCCCGGGUGGAAGGACACAAAGAGCAGCUUUGCCAGUUUCAUAAUGAGUCACACCAAUAUGAAGACUGUGAAUCCGCAGGCCAUUGAUCCGAUCAUCCUCACUCGCGCAGAGAUGGAGCCGCUGUCUAAUAAACCCAUUGUGCAGACGGAUUACUAUUUGGGCCUGGCUUGGGCCUUUAUUCUCGUCUGCCUUGCCAACUUCCUGCGUAAGACGGCGCUCUGGAAGCAGCUGGUAGAGAUGGUGCAGCGCAUUUGGCGGGAAUCCGAGGAGACGCAAAUGGAGAUGGUGGACUAGUUAGUUAAUACGUUUAAUUCUCUAUAAGUCGCAUAAGUAGAACACUGGAUUUACUAUUAUAAUGUAAUUACCAUUUAAUUAAAUUCACGUUAACAUUU